AUGUCAUUUACUCCAUUUCGAGUCCCCCUUGUGAGACCUAGGUCAUUAUUACCUUCGUCGCUGUCAUCGUCACUACCUCGAAAUCAAAUCGCUUCCCGAUCAAUCCAUUCUUCAAUACCUCGUCCAUCCAAUUCCACUACCAAGGCGACUUCGCAUCCGACUCAACCUCAUCUACAACAUGCCAACCAACAUCCACAUCCAGCUCCUUCACAGAAAAGCGGGAAGAAAGCAAGUCCGCAUAUGGUCUGGUAUAGGGAGAUAGUUCCUGCAAUGAUACCGAUAUUUCUCAUCUCCACUACACUUUUCCUUUCGUUAUCACUCGUUCGAACUCAUUUAUCCCAUUCCAAAUCUCUGGCAGAAAGCGAUCUUAGAAUCGAAGAGCUCGAAACUCAAUUAAGUCAAUUACGUCUUGAACAGAAACGACAAUUGGUUCGCGAGAAGAGAGAAAGAGAGAGAAUACUUCCUUUGGUGGUGGAGAGGGUCUUACAAAGGGUCGGGGUUGUAGGUGGAGAUGAAGAUGAAGAAGAGAAACUUCAAGUGGAAGUGAAAGAAGUUCCAAGGUUGUUAUAG
Messenger RNA from Kwoniella shivajii, 570 nucleotides. RefSeq lists its product as uncharacterized. The record is from RefSeq and is a predicted model, not a curated record. NCBI's taxonomy places the organism in Eukaryota, Fungi, Basidiomycota, Tremellomycetes, Tremellales, Cryptococcaceae. Bases 1 to 570 code for a protein of 189 amino acids. The transcript has 2 exons.